Molecule: messenger RNA, 753 nt
Organism: Hansenula anomala
Lineage: Eukaryota; Fungi; Ascomycota; Saccharomycetes; Phaffomycetales; Wickerhamomycetaceae
Exons: 1
Coding region: 1-753 (250 amino acids)
Source: RefSeq, a predicted model, not a curated record
AUGAGGAAGCCCAGUAUUAACGAGAGAGUUGGGUACUAUUCCAGCUGGACAGCCAUCGAAUAUUACAUGUUUAGGAGACUCUCAAAGAUAUUACAUCCACUCAAUAACAACAACAGCAGUGCUAAGGUCCAGUUCUCGUUUCACAAAGGUGAAAACAAUCAAUUCUUCCCAUACUUGUGCUCAGAUAUCUAUCAUGAUGACCAAGAUAUAACAGAUUCAACAACCAUUGGUGACCAUAAUGAUGGUUUUAAAGUCCAUGAUCAACAACAAAUGAAGAUUUGUCAAGUCAACAUCCAUUCGAAAUCAAGUUCUGGUGUAUUAAUCAUUUUAAGACCCUUGGAUUCAGAUUUAUUAAAAGAAUUGGAAUCACUUUUGGACUCAAUUCAAAAUGAUCAAUCAAUCAAUCCUAUAAGGUUGAAAAUAAGCAAAGUAUCAAUUCCAAAAGAUGUGGAGCUUGAAACAAUUUUGAAAUAUUUAUUGAAAAAUCCACCAAAAGAGUUCAAUGUUACAUCUACAACAUUAGGUAAUGAUGAACUUUCCCUGUUCACAAUCGUCAAGAAUGUUGACGAUGACAUUAAAGAUGUUUUAAAGUAUCACAAUCAGCUCAAAUUAAAACCACUUAGGUCAAUAUUGAAUUCAUAUGAUGUUGAACAUAUUGUUGAUAAUUCUAGAUUUAUUGAAUUUCAAGAACAAUUACCUUGUUAUAGUGAAUUUGAAAAUGGAUUAAAGCUUCCAAAGUAUGAAAUGACUUGA